CAUCUUUAAUACCAACUUUUUAACCCUUUUACAUCACUUGAACAGAUAAGAGGUUCAAAGAAUACUGUAGUGGAAUUGAGGCAUGCGUGUCUAGCUUUGAAUUCACUAUACGUCUUUUUCAUUUCAAGAAUUCCAUGGUGACCAUGAAACUACUAGUCCUAGUGAUGUGCCUGAUUGGACUUUGUUCUUCCAUUCCUGUGUCUGAGGAACAUGAUCGAGAGGAGCGCUCAGCUAGUGAUGAGAUGUUCAGGGGUAAUGGGCGUGGUUUGGGAGGGUUUUACCGCUAUCAGCCGCCACAGUACCCAUCAUACUUCCCUUAUGCCCAGCCUCCCCAAAGUAACUCCGCCCUGAUGGCCCUCCUGCCCUUCCUAUUGGCCAGACUCGCUGCCACUCCUGCCGCAACUCCUGCUGCAGCUCCCGCCCCCGCCCCAGCUCCUGCCGCAGCCACACCAGCCCCAGCAGCGGGUGGAAAAUGAGAUGGGCGACGCCAGAGGAACCAGAGAGAACUCUGACUCCCAUGUCUCCACCUUGUUUAUUUCAAAUAUGUUGAUAUUAGCUGCUGUUCAAAGCUGAUUAUUCCAUUAUCAAUAAAUGAAUUAAGUUUUAAGAUCC
This is a messenger RNA of Salmo salar (Atlantic salmon), 612 nucleotides long. RefSeq lists its product as uncharacterized. The record is from RefSeq and is a predicted model, not a curated record. Lineage: Eukaryota; Metazoa; Chordata; Actinopteri; Salmoniformes; Salmonidae.